Ziziphus jujuba (common jujube) is the source of this 4445-nucleotide messenger RNA. Its product is annotated as disease resistance protein RML1A-like. Gene Ontology annotation, molecular function: ADP binding. The coding region runs from base 322 to 3750 and encodes 1142 amino acids. The record is from RefSeq and is a predicted model, not a curated record. NCBI's taxonomy places the organism in Eukaryota, Viridiplantae, Streptophyta, Magnoliopsida, Rosales, Rhamnaceae. The transcript has 8 exons. Gene Ontology annotation, biological process: defense response; signal transduction.
AGAUAUAUAGGAAUAAACACUGAAGAUUGAGACGUCCAUUCCUACAUUGCGGUGCAAAAUACCUUUCUCUGUUUUCAAGGUUUUAAAUAUCGUUUUAAAUAUCAGACAAUUCAUACUUUCCCUUCUAUCAAACAGAUAACACUAAUUCAAACCCAGUCAAGCAUAUUUCGUGAUUGCUUAGUUUCCAGAAAAUUAUUUGGAGACACGUGAUGAAAGAUUCGCUACGGUGGGCUGAUCUUUUCAGUUUAUUAUAAUCAUAACCGCUUGACAGAGACAACACUGCGCGUAAAGUAGGUGGUACAGAGAGCGUUAUAUUGUAAAAUGGUUUCUACUUCUUUUUCUUCGGCAAACCCCCCUCACAAACAAUUCGAUGUGUUUCUGAGUUUCAGAGGCGAGGACACCCGCGAUGGAUUUGCUAGCUAUCUUUAUGGUGCUUUAUCUGCAAAGAGUAUCUCAACUUUCAUGGAUGAUCAUAAACUUGAGAGAGGCCAUGAAAUUUCUCCCACACUUGACAAAGCUAUCAAGAAAUCCAAGAUUUUAGUAGUCGUUCUUUCAGAAAACUAUGCUUCCUCCACAUGGUGUUUGGAGGAACUGGUGAAAAUACUUGAAUGCAAGAGAAACAAUGGACAGACUGUUAUGCCAGUCUUUUAUGGCAUAGAUCCAUCGGUUGUACGAAAGCAGAAUGGGAGUUAUGGAAUUGCAUUUAAUGAACUCGAAGAACGUUUCAGAGACAGAAUAGAAAAGGUGCACCAAUGGAGGGCUGCUUUAACAGAAGUUUCUAAUCUACGUGGGUGGGAUUCAAAGAAUUACAGGCCUGAGUGUAAGUUAGUUCAAAAAGUUGUUGAAGAUAUUUUAAAAGAAUUGCCUAAAUAUCGAUCAUCAUUUGAGCAUUCAAAGGAGUUGCUUUUUGGAAUUGAAAAAAAUAUUAAGGAAGUUGAAUCACGAUUAUCCAUUGGCCCAAAAGAUGUUCGCAUUAUAGGUAUUUGGGGUAUGGGGGGAAUCGGUAAAACCACCCUUGCUACCAUUGUAUUUGAAAAACUAUCUGAUGAGUUCGAAGGUUGCUGCUUUCUUCCGAAUGUCAGAGGACAACAUGCAAGAAAUGGAUUAGAUCAUUUGAGAAGGAAACUUCUAUCUAAUUUACUAGAUGAUGAAGAUAUUUUAACGAUGGAUACCCUAGUUGGAGCGUCAUCUUUUAUUCUUGACAGGCUUCGACGUAAAAAGGUGCUCAUUGUUCUAGAUGAUGUGGAUAGUUCUAUCCUAUUAGAUGCUUUAGUUCGAGAAAAUCACCAACUUGCUCCUGGAAGCAGAAUCAUUGUUACAUCUAGAAAUAGGCAAGUGCUUAAGGGAGUAUCCGAUGAUAUUUACAAGGUUCAGAGGUUAAAUUCCUUUGAAUCUUUCCACCUCUUCUGUUUGCAUGCUUUUAAGUCUGAUCCUCCGGCAAUUGAUGAUCAAAAAAUGAUAUCAGAAGUGAUAAGUUAUGAGUAUGGAAAUCCAUUAGCUCUUAAGGUAUUGGGCUUUUCCCUUCACUCCAGAAAUAAAGAAGAAUGGGAAAGUGCACUGAAGAAGCUGAAAAGAUUUUCAAACCCAGAUAUUCAAGAUGUGUUGAGAAUCAGUUAUGAGCAACUAGAUGAUAAAGGGAUGAAGGAUACAUUUCUAGACAUUGCUUGCAUCUUUGAUUCAUCUUUUGCUAGAGAUUAUGCAGAAAGCAUAUUAGUUGAUAAUCCUUAUGUGAAAAUAGAUAUUACUGGUCUACUUGAUAAGUCUUUAAUUGAAAAUAGUGAAGUUCUUAAGGACAAUGAACUAUUGAUGAAUGAUUUGAUACGUCAAAUGGGUCGGCAAAUUGCUCGUGAUGAAGAUGAACAACCUGGUAAUCGUUGUAGGUUGUGUGAUGCCAAGGAUGCUUGCUACGUACUGGAAAAUAAAACGGGCACUGCUGCAAUUGAAGUUAUAUCAUUCAACAUGUCAGAAAUCACACAAAAUGUAAGAGUGUGCCGUUCAGCCUUCUCAAAUAUGUGCAACCUACGAAUUCUCAAAGUUUAUUGUGACAAUAUUGGUGGCUAUGGGUUUAAGCUGUCCAUUCCUAAUGGUCUUGAUUCUUAUCUUUCUGAUAAGCUAAGAUAUUUAUGGUGGGAUUUAUAUCCUUUGAAAUCAUUGCCAUCAAAAUUUAAUCCAGAGAAUCUUGUUGAACUUGCACUUCGUGGCAGCCAUCUUGAAAACCUUUGGAAUUAUAAAGUUCAGUCUCUCCCAAUGUUAAGAAGGAUUGAUCUGAGUUAUUCCAAGUUUCUCACUCGACUACCAGAUUUGUCACGGAGUCCGAAUCUGGAAAGAUUAAAUCUUGAAGGCUGUACAAGCUUGGUUGAGCUUCUUUCACCAAUUCAAAAUCUUGACAAGCUUGCUUAUCUAAAUUUGAAUGGUUGCACCAAACUUAAAAAUAUGAAAGGUACAUCAAGGAGCACAGGGUACUUGGAUUUUAUUCUGCAUGGAGGCAUUAAAAAUCUUUUGAAAAACAUUUGUCAGCCGAGUCUCACAUCUCAGGCCCACAUUCCUCAAAAGUUCCAAGUGAAUUUAACAUGUUUAAUUUUGAGUGGGACAGCAAUAGAAGAAGUGGACCCAUCAAUUGGGUAUCUCCCAGGUCUUGUUCAAUUAGAUAUGAGUUAUUGCACCAGACUUAAAAGUCUUCCAACCAGCAUUUGUAAUUUGAAAUCUCUUGAGAUGUUAAGCCUCGCCUUCUGUUCGAAACUUGAAAUAUUGCCUCCCCUUCCAUCUACUCUGCUCCACUUGGGGCUAUACUGUUGUGAAAGCUUGAAAUCUUUAUCAGAGCUUCCAUCAUUAUGCUUUAGUCUGUCUGUAAAUUACUGCAAGACAUUGGAGAAAAUAUCGACUUGGAGGGCUCCACUAUUACACAAUAUGAAAAUCAUUAACUUUAAUUUUUUCUGUGGACAUAUUGACUUUUAUGGUUGUGAAAAAUUGGAUCAGAAUACACGCAACAGCAUACUCGUCGAUCGUGCCGUACUUAAAAUUCUGUUCCGUAUGAAGUUUGGGAUGACUGGCCCAAAUUCUCAUGAUUUUCGAUAUCCAGGAGAUGAAAUUCCAAAGUGGUUUAACUAUCAAACUUGUGGGACUUCAAUCAAAAUUAUGCUUUGCCCAAAUUGGAAUAAUGCCAACUUCUUGGGUUUGGCUUUCUGCAUUGUUCUUGAUCAAAAUAAAACUGACCCCAAUAUAUCUCUUUGUAUCAAUUGCAAACUCAAUUUCAAAACCAUGGAUGAUGAUCAUCUGCAUGAAUAUCAUGAUUCUAGGGCUCUUCUGGAAAGGAAGGUUAGUUCAGAUCACCUGCUCAUGUGGUACGUUGCAAAGCUCGCUUUGCAAAGAUCAGAAAAAAUGGUUGGACUAAAUUGGCCAUCUACUUGUAGAACUGAGGCUUCUUUCCAUGUCUUGCCUUGCUACUAUGAUUGCAUAGAAUUGAGAUAUGUCAAAAACUUGGGAAGUGAGUAUGGCCAGAUUAAGAAGUUUGGUAUUCGCUUUGUAUAUAUGGCAGAUACAGCGAGGUUUGAUGCAGAAACUAAAAGUGGAAAUAUAAGACACUAUGAUGAAUAUUGUGAAUCAAGUGGAAGUGAAGCUAAAAGAAAAAAUGAGAGCUACUUUGAUGAAUAUUGUGGCUUUCAUGGUGAAGAAGAUGUUGAAUGGCAUCCGACCAUUAAAUCUAAGAGACUGAAGGUUAUCCUACCAUUAUCUAAGAGACGGAAGGUUUAAGUAUGUCACUGUUUGCAAGUUGCAGAACAAUUGGAUGCUCACAAACCAAAGAAUACAACAAUUCCAAGAUGCAGCUAAGAGAGAUGCUUUAGCGAUGAAUAUGAUCAUGAAACCAGUUAAUCUAAAGUUGUUAGCUCUGAUGAACGAGGAAGAAAAUCCCAAAUGCUAAUUCAAAGACAACGAAGCAUAUUCUGUGAUUGCUUUAGGAAGGUACUGUGUGACCUAUGCAGACAAUCUUUAGCUUCAGAUGAAUGGUCUUGUAUCUUGGAAAGGUUCUCUGUUCCUCUUCCGAAGAGUCAUCUGUCAGUCGCACAAAAGACCUUUUCUUUGUAAAAUAUGGUGGGGGACACUUUAUAUCUUGACUUAUUUCACUUUGACUGGUUUUUUUAAUGGUUGUGAAAGCAUGGAAUGUUUUUGGUUUUUGAAGCAAAUGGAUUCUAAUAUUUGGUAAGCAAGUUUUGUGGCUUCAUUUUCAAGUUUUUCUUAUGUGCCAAAUAAAAAGUUAAAGUAUUUUUUUCCAUAGCAAUGCCAAGGUGCGGUGCUUAUGGUCAUUUCUGGGGAAGUUAAGCUGUAUUUGUUCUACAACUUUUGUUACUAAUAGUACCAAAUAAGCAGAAGUAGGAAAAACUAUAAUCUUAUCUGUGAUUCAUGUCUGUAUAUUACCUGAUUUAGUAAUAGAUUGCUAUGUUGCAUUU